This is a messenger RNA of Thelazia callipaeda (thelaziosis nematode), 1566 nucleotides long. The record is from the annotation of a GenBank genome assembly. NCBI's taxonomy places the organism in Eukaryota, Metazoa, Nematoda, Chromadorea, Rhabditida, Thelaziidae.
AUGCUAUUUAUUAUCUGUACAUUAGUGUUGCUGAGUCAAACAAAUUCACAAUAUGUGGGCUUGACUGACUUAGCGGUCGAAGAAAAUUCAUCCAAUUCAGAGGAUAACUAUGAGGAGCCAAAUGCACCUAAAACUCCUCCACGUGUUCCAAAGCAACCGUCAUUUGGGUAUAGACCACCCCCGCCACCAAUAAGACGAAAUGCUAAAAGUGCUGGGAAGUGCUCGUUUGAUCAAAACUCGUGGCGUUUCGAACCUCAAACCGCAAUAGCAAACGCGAUUAUGUUUGAUCGUACAACUGGCUAUACUUGCGAGGAAUGCAUUGAAAAAUGUCUAAAAUUCCAGGAUCACAAGUCUGAGUGGAUAUGCCGAUCGUUAACAUAUGAUCAUCGCUGGAAAAUCUGCGAUUUGUUUGCUGUUAAUGGAACAAAUCUACCUCAUUUUCUGACUGAAUAUUCAGAGAGAGAUUAUCUUGAGUACGUACACCAUUUUCAAGGCCAUUCUGUCCAAACUUUACAAUACUUAACGAUCACUGAUACAAACAGCAUUGAAAAAAAUGAUCUGACAGCGUCUUCUGCUGAGAUUAGUCAAAACGAACUUCAUUCUGAACCAGUUUCAGAUUACCAGGCUAUACAUCAAAAAUCAGUUGGCAAAAGCGGUGAAAAUUUUUGCAAAUAUGAUGAUGUAACGCGUUAUGCAACAAUAUUUAAUCAUGAACGGCUGAAUGCAGCGACUGACACACAGAUUGUAAGAGCAAGAAGUAUGAAAUUGUGUGCUGAAGCAUGCGAUCGUGAUGAGACACUUACUUGCUCAUCCGCAAUUCACACAGAUAAAGACUGUGAAUUAUCAGUUUCAAAGGCUGAACAUAAAAACAGAGACGACUUUAUUUUCAAUGAUAAUAGUACAUAUCUUGAAAGAAUAUGUUUACCAAAAAGUAUGGCAGCAGAAACAGAAAAGCUUUGGCCAACAGUUCUGGAUCAUAUUUUAGUUGGUCAUGUCAUGGAAGUAGCCGACUCAUCAUCUCUCGCUGAGUGUAUGACGGCCUGCUUACGAGCUGAACAAGAGCUCUCAUUUGUAUGUCGAUCGGCAAUGUGGUAUCCAAACGAUGCAGAACAAAACUGCUUGCUGAAUGCGGAAAGUCGUGAGACUCGAGCGAACGUAUUUGUAGCAGAAGACCAAGGAGUUCGGAUGUUUUAUUUCGAAGUCCCAAGAGUUCGAAAAUCAAAACAAAAAUUGAACAAUGGUGUUUUCCGGGAUGAUCCAGUUAAAGACGACUACACACGAUGGUCAAAGUGCAACAAAUCCCAUCUGCAGCACCGUUACCUAAAGUGCACAAACCAAACGGAUAUUCGAAAAUGUCUUCAACAAACUAAACCUUGUGAACGAGAGUCUGUACGGUUAACACAGUUAAUGCUAGUCUGUCCGGUAAAUACUGAUUCAGAAUUCCAAGAAAGCAAAUGCAUAGCAGUACGCGAUUCUAAAGGAAACAAGAAGUGUCCACAUGGAGUGCGAAAGACAUCAGGAGGAAAUAAUAAGUACUGCAGAAACCCAAUCGACUGCAAUUUAUAA